AUGAUCCAGAGUGGCACGAGCAGGAGGCGAGCUGAGGCAGCAGCAUCCGCAGCAGCAGCGCCAGAGCCGCCACAAAGGGAGCUCAGUGUUGCUACGAUCUCGACUCUCCGCGCUUCUCUCCUCGGCUUUGGGCUCCUUCUAGGCGGAAACAUGCGCUGCUUCUCGGCACUGCUUUCCUUGCUCCUCGCUGCACUCGCAGCUGAGUCCUCGGAUCUUUUUGACAACCAACUCGGCGACAUCAAUUACUGCAAAAAGCAAUGCCAGUUGACCAUCAAAAACAAAAGCCCAGCUAAAGACUCCAUAAUGAACGCCUGUCACCGUGGAUGUCGUCUCUACUCCAUCUGCCAGUUUGUCAAUGGCAACGCUGGCUUCAAUACCAGCAAGGAGGAGUGUCAGGGAGCGUGCCAGGAGGCCUACAUGAAACUGCUGGAGCAGGAGGCCUGCACCACAGGCUGCUCCAGUCAGCCCUCUGAACCAGAGAUCCAGAGGAGGAAGCUGAAGGCCAUGACCCUGCGCCCCAAGGCCCCCUCGGUGAUGGAGGCUGUAUCCAGUUGGUGCAAUGACAUCGUCAGCUCAGCCCAGAGCUUCAUCUCCUCCACUUGGACCUUCUACCUGCAGGCGGACGAUGGCAAAGUUGUAGUGUUCCAGAGUCAGCCUGAGAUGGAGUACACGGUCCCUGAACUUCAGGCCCCUCGCUCCAAUGUGGCGGACAAACCCUGGCCCCAGGUCCACUCUCACACCCAGAGACCCCACGGUCUGAGGGGACACGGAGAGAAAGGAGCUCCUAAACCCGGAAAAGGGAAGCAUCCAGUGCAGCACUCAGAGGACCCAUCUGCUGAACAUGACUUCCUUGGAUGCAUGUCGAGGCGCUCGGGUCUUCCUCGCUGGAUUUUAGCUGCGUGUCUCUUCCUGUCUAUCAUGGUGAUGUUGUGGCUGAGCUGUGCCAGUUUGGUCACUGCACCAGAGCAGCACAUCAAAACUCAGCUGAGCAUCAAUGGCGAUAAGGAGUUUCUGGACAAUACCCAGAAAGUCAACCCUUUCCAUCUGAGCCCAAUGAUUGCAGUUACUAUGAAACAAUCAGAGGAGAGUCAGGAGGCCGGCCCCCUGCCAGUCAAAGUGGAUCUCAACAAAACUUGUGUUUAGAUGACAUUAUUAUUUAUCUGAGUAAGAUUUUUGAAAAGGGAUGGCAUCAAUUUGUCUUUUUGCUGCCUCUGUGA
Boleophthalmus pectinirostris (great blue-spotted mudskipper) is the source of this 1217-nucleotide messenger RNA. It is a transcript of the gene tmem59l, whose product is annotated as transmembrane protein 59-like. The transcript is spliced from 9 exons. NCBI's taxonomy places the organism in Eukaryota, Metazoa, Chordata, Actinopteri, Gobiiformes, Gobiidae. The coding region runs from base 1 to 1143 and encodes 380 amino acids. The record is from RefSeq and is a predicted model, not a curated record.